AUGCCCGCGGCCCGGCCGCCCGCCGCGGGACUCGGCGGGACCUCGCUGCUCCUCGCCCUGCUCCUGGGGAGCCCCGCGGCAGCUCUGGCAGGAGAUGCAUCCCAGGAAGCAGACAUUGGCCCUUCGGGUGCUUCCCUUCUACCCUCCAGAGCUCUGGGGAGCAGCAGUCUGAACAAAGAGAGCCUUGAAGAGAGAGUGACUAUGGCCCCUAUGAAUCCAGUGCAGUCAGGGGAAGAUCUUCGAAAGCCAGGGCUGGAAGGGGAAGCCCCCUCGGCCGCCCUCUCCACGCGGCUGCCGGAGGAGACCGCCACCAAGCGCACCCUCCCCUCCGGGAAGAAGCUGCCUUCACUCAAGCAGGUGAACUCAGCCAGGAAACAGCUGCGGCCCAAAGUCACCUCCACGGCAGCGGUUCAGAGGACAGUGUCCUCCCCUGCCUCCUUGGGCCUGGGCCUCCUCUCCUCCUCUGCCACUGAGAAGCCCCGCCCCCCGGGAGACUCUGAGCCCGCUGCCUCCGAGGAGCCCCUCUGGCUGGACCAGAAAGCAGGUGCGGUCCCCACGACGCCCGCACCCCUGCAGAUCUCCCCCUUCACCUCGCAGUCCUAUGUGGCCCACACGCUCCCCCAGAGGCCAGACCCUGGGGAGUCUGCGGCACCUGAUGAUGCCCCCGAGGCUCCCCCUGAAGAUGCCAGUCCCAUAACCUUGAUGGACAAAGGUGAGAACGAACUGACCGGGUCAGCCUCAGAGGAGAGCCAGGAGACCACGACAUCCACCAUCAUCACCACCACGGUCAUCACAACUGAGCAGGCCCCUGCUCCCUGCAGUGUGAGCUUCUCCGAUCCCGAAGGGUACAUUGACUCCAGUGACUAUCCACCAUUGCCCCUCAGCGGCUUCCUGGAGUGUACGUACAACGUGACGGUCUACACUGGCUACGGUGUGGAGCUCCAGGUGAAGAGCGUGAACCUGUCUGACGGUGAGCUGCUCUCCAUCCGCGGGGUGGACGGUCCUACCUUGACUGUCCUGGCCAACCAGACUCUCCUGGUAGAGGGACAGGUUAUCCGAAGUCCCACCAACACCAUCUCUGUCUACUUCCGGACCUUCCAGGAUGAUGUCCUUGGAACCUUCCAGCUGCACUAUCAGGCCUUCAUGCUGAGCUGCAAUUUUCCUCGCCGGCCCAACUUCGGGGAUGUCACGGUGAUGGACCUGCACCCGGGUGGGGCGGCCCACUUCCACUGCCACCUGGGCUAUGAGCUCCAGGGCGCCAAGACGCUGACUUGCAUGAAUGCCUCCAAGCCCCACUGGAGCAGCCAGGAGCCCAUCUGUUCAGCCCCUUGUGGAGGGGCUGUACACAAUGCCACCAUUGGCCGGGUCCUCUCCCCAAGUUACCCAGGAAACACCAAUGGGAGCCAGUUCUGCGUGUGGACAAUUGAAGCUCCAGAGGGCCAGAAGCUACACCUGCACUUCGAGAGGCUGUCAUUGCAUGAGAAGGACAGGAUGUUGGUCUACAGUGGCCUGAUCAACAAGUCUUCUCUUCUCUAUGACUCCCUCCAAACUGAGAACGUCCCCUUUGAGGGUCUGCUGAGUGAGGGCAACAGCAUCCGCAUUGAGUUCACAUCUGACCAGGCGCGAGCAGCCUCAGCCUUCAACAUCCGGUUCGAGGCCUUUGAGAAAGGCCACUGUUAUGAGCCUUACAUUCAAAAUGGGAAUUUCACCACAUCCGACCCGACCUACAACAUCGGGACCAUAGUGGAGUUCACGUGCGACCCUGGCCACUCUCUGGAGCAAGGUCCAGCCAUUAUUGAGUGCAUCAAUGUGCGGGACCCAUACUGGAAUGACACAGAGCCCUUGUGCAGAGCCAUGUGUGGUGGGGAGCUCUCUGCCGUGGCCGGGGUGGUGCUAUCCCCAAACUGGCCAGAGCCAUAUGUGGAAGGUGAAGAUUGUAUCUGGAAGAUUCACGUAGGGGAGGAGAAACGGAUCUUCUUAGAUAUCCAGUUCCUGAACCUGAGCAACAGUGACAUCCUGACUAUCUAUGAUGGCGAUGAGGUCAUGCCUCACAUCUUGGGGCAGUAUCUUGGGAACAGUGGUCCCCAGAAGCUGUACUCAUCCACACCGGACUUAACUAUCCAGUUCCACUCGGACCCCGCUGGCCUCAUCUUUGGGAAGGGCCAGGGAUUUAUCAUGAACUACAUAGAGGUGUCAAGGAAUGAUUCCUGCUCAGACUUGCCAGAGAUCCAGAACGGCUGGAAAACCACUUCUCAUACAGAGCUUGUGAGAGGAGCCAGAAUCACCUACCAGUGUGACCCAGGCUAUGACAUAGUGGGGAGUGACACCCUCACCUGCCAGUGGGACCUCAGCUGGAGCAGCGACCCCCCAUUUUGUGAGAAAAUUAUGUACUGCACUGACCCUGGGGAAGUGGACCACUCGACCCGCUUAAUUUCAGACCCUGUGCUGCUGGUGGGCACCACCAUCCAAUACACAUGCAAUCCAGGCUUUGUGCUGGAAGGGAGCUCUCUUCUGACCUGCUACAGCCGCGAGACUGGCACACCCAUCUGGACGUCCCGCCUGCCCCACUGCGUCUCCGAGGAGUCCCUGGCAUGUGACAACCCUGGCUUGCCCGAAAACGGCUACCAGAUCCUGUACAAGCGGCUCUACCUGCCGGGAGAGUCCCUCACCUUCAUGUGCUACGAAGGCUUUGAGCUCAUGGGCGAAGUGACCAUUCGAUGCAUCCUGGGACAGCCAUCCCACUGGAACGGGCCCCUGCCCGUCUGUAAAGUUAAUCAAGACAGCUUUGAACACGCAUUAGAAGUAGCAGAAGCGGCAGCCGAGACAUCGCUGGAAGGGGGAAAUAUGGCGCUGGCUAUCUUCAUCCCAGUGCUCAUCAUCUCCUUACUGCUGGGAGGAGCCUACAUUUACAUCACCAGAUGUCGCUAUUACUCCAACCUCCGCCUGCCUCUGAUAUACUCCCACCCCUACAGCCAGAUCACCGUGGAAACUGAGUUUGACAACCCCAUUUACGAGACGGGGGAAACCAGGGAAUAUGAAGUUUCCAUUUAA
This is a messenger RNA of Enhydra lutris kenyoni (northern sea otter), 3051 nucleotides long. RefSeq names its product seizure related 6 homolog like. Gene Ontology annotation, cellular component: endoplasmic reticulum; neuronal cell body. Lineage: Eukaryota; Metazoa; Chordata; Mammalia; Carnivora; Mustelidae. The record is from RefSeq and is a predicted model, not a curated record. Gene Ontology annotation, biological process: synapse maturation. The transcript has 17 exons. Bases 1 to 3051 code for a protein of 1016 amino acids.